CCAGUUUCCCUGAUAGUAAACUCAUCUUUUUCUAGCGACUUCAGCUUUCUCUCAUCUUGGCGGCGAUUGCAUCUCCGUUUCUCCCGUUUCCGGCGACUCUUUCCGAAGUCCAUCUCAUCUUCUCCUUCAUCAACUUGGGUUGUCUUUCUCCGCGGCUCCGUCUAGUGGCUGGCCGUACGUUCACAGUCAUCAGUCACCGCGUCACGCUUACUUUCCACUUUGCAGCUGGUCUGAUUGAAGGCGAUGAUGAUGGACCGUCAGGUUCUGUGUUUUAAUCGCAGCAUCAGUAGCUGCUUUAUCCAACGACAGUUUCAUUCGCUCGUUGCCGCCCCGAAAGCCCGAAAUCUAUUUCUCCGGCGAGGGUUUGCUUGUAAGGGGAUAACUUGCUCAAUGAAGUCUUAUAGGUUAUCUGAACUAGCCCCACCUGAGGUUGAAAGCCUGAAAGCUCGUCCUCGAAUUGAUUUUUCUUCAAUUUUCAGCACGGUCAACCCUAUAGUUGAUGAGGUUCGUAAAAGAGGGGAUGCUGCGGUUAAGGAGUAUACUGCAAAGUUUGACAAAGUUGAACUGGAUAAUAUAGUUGUAGAAGUAUCCGAGCUUCCAGAUCCUGAGCUUGAUGCAGUUAUUAAAGAAGCAUUUGAUGUGGCAUAUGACAAUAUAUAUGCAUUUCAUUUUGCUCAGAAAUCAGCUGAGAAAAGUGUCGAGAACAUGAAGGGUGUCAAAUGUAAACGGGUGGCAAGAAGCAUUGGUUCUGUGGGUGUUUAUGUUCCAGGAGGAACUGCAGUUUUACCAUCAACAGCUCUGAUGCUUUCUGUUCCUGCACAGAUUGCUGGGUGUAAAACUGUUGUUCUUGCCACUCCCCCAAGUCAGGAUGGCACCAUAUGCAAGGAAGUACUAUAUUGUGCUAAGAAGGCUGGUGUAACUCACAUCCUUAAAGCUGGUGGCGCGCAGGCGAUAUCUGCUAUGGCUUGGGGUACGGAAUCUUGCCCAAAGGUUGAAAAAAUUUUUGGCCCUGGAAAUCAAUAUGUCACUGCUGCAAAAAUGAUUCUCCAGAACAGCGAAGCCAUGGUUUCAAUUGACAUGCCUGCGGGCCCUUCAGAAGUUUUGGUCAUUGCUGACAAACAUGCCAGUCCUGUUCAUAUAGCUGCUGAUUUACUUUCUCAGGCUGAGCACGGCCCUGAUAGUCAAGUUGUUCUUGUAAUUGCUGGGGAUGGCGUGGAUGUUAAAGCUAUAGAAGAGGAAAUCAGCAAGCAGUGCCAAAGCCUACCAAGGGGAGCGUUUGCUUCAAAAGCACUGAGCCACAGUUUCACAGUGUUUGCUCGGGAUAUGGUUGAGGCAGUCUCUUUUUCAAACUUGUAUGCACCCGAGCAUCUGAUCAUCAAUGUCCAGGAUGCAGAAAAGUGGGAGAGUUUCAUUGAAAAUGCAGGUUCUGUAUUUUUAGGGCAGUGGACACCAGAGAGUGUGGGAGACUACGCAAGUGGGACGAACCACGUCCUUCCAACAUAUGGUUAUGCGAGGAUGUAUGGUGGCGUGGCUUUGGACUCAUUUCUCAAGUACAUGACAGUGCAGUCUUUGACAGAGGAAGGCUUGCAAAAGCUCGGCCCAUACGUGGCCACCAUGGCUGAAGUUGAAGGACUAGAGGCGCACAAGAGAGCUGUAACCCUUAGACUUAAGGAUAUCGAAGCCCGGCAGGUCCUAACGUAAGGUGAUUUUCGCACAGGACCGUUUGCUAAAUUUGUUCUCCCCCUUGGGGCAAAUUGCCGUUUUUCGGAACAUGUACCUGCUACUAUUGAAAAAUCUGCAAUGGUGGAAUUUUGAUUGUUGUACUCUAGAGGAGAAAACUGGUGGGUGGAAUACCAUUAAACGUUGUUGUA
This is a messenger RNA of Pyrus x bretschneideri (Chinese white pear), 1871 nucleotides long. Its product is annotated as histidinol dehydrogenase, chloroplastic. Gene Ontology annotation, molecular function: histidinol dehydrogenase activity; NAD binding; metal ion binding. Lineage: Eukaryota; Viridiplantae; Streptophyta; Magnoliopsida; Rosales; Rosaceae. The transcript has 15 exons. The coding region runs from base 244 to 1701 and encodes 485 amino acids. The record is from RefSeq and is a predicted model, not a curated record. Gene Ontology annotation, cellular component: cytoplasm; chloroplast stroma. Gene Ontology annotation, biological process: L-histidine biosynthetic process.